AUGCCAACAUCGAGUCAAUCACAAAUACUUUCUGCUGUUGAUUAUCAAUUAUUUCAACAACAAAUUAAUGAUCACAAUGGAAGAACAAAACGUAGUUCUAUUCAUAAAAAAUCAGUACAUGAAUCAAAACGACGUCAAUCUACAGAUAAUACUCGUCGACCAACAAAUAUCACUGCUCGUCAUCGAAAUUCAGUUCCUACCAUAUCAAAACGUUAUAAUCUUCUUCAUAUGCCAGUAAUUAAUCUUUAUUCAAUGACACAAAAUGAGCAACAAAUAUCGAUACCAUCAUCUGUUCAAAGUUCAAUAAAUAAUGAUAAUCAAAUAGAAAAUUUUUCUACAAUAAUCAAUGAUACUGAUUUAGAAGAUAUAAGUCGUGAACGUAGACCUAGUUUAUUAAAUGAAAAUACACGACGUCUACUUCUUUUGGGUACAAUACGUCCAUCGAAAACUUUCUAUAAAGAUUUACCAGAAGUUGAUGUUGAACAAUUGAUGGAAUAUUUUCGUCGAAUGAGAAAUACAAAUAUCAAAAUGACAUCAGAAGAAAUUAAUCAAGAAUUAAAAACACAAUUUACAGAAUAUAAAUCAAAAACGUUUUUUGAUUCUGCUUGUGUAACAAAAGCUCAAAUAAAAGAUGUUGAAGGAAUUGUUGAACCAUAUGCAGAUCAAAUUCGAACUCAUCAAGCUGAAUUAAUUAAAGUUGAUAAUCCAAUGCGUUUUAUUAUAAAACAAAUUCAUAAUGAUCAACCAUUAACAAUAAUACCACGUGAAUAUAAUGAUUGUUUUUUAACACUUAUUACUCAAACAGAUCCAUUAUGUCAAUCAACUUUAAUUAGUGAACUUAUUCAAGAUCAACUUUGUGAAGAUCUUAAAGCAAAUUCAUUAGAUAUAAGUUAUUUUCCAGGUGGUAUUAAUUAUGAAAUACCACGUGAUGAAAUCGAUAAAAAUGGUCAAAUGGCUAUUAAAACAUAUGAAAAAUUAAAAAAACGUUUAAAUAAACGUAAAGUUUGGUAUUUUAAUAGACCGCCAGAAAAAAAACCGUAUGCUUUAUUAGCAAUUCUUCCUGCGAAUGUAUCAAAUGAUAUUCAUCAUCAACAGUUACUAGAUUGUCUUUAUGAUCGCUUAAAAACUUUUUCAAUGAGUGAAAACUCUGAUAUUAAAAAGCAUAUAUUAUCAAUUGAAUUUAUUCCAUUGAAUCUUAUAUUAGAUUCUAAUGAUAUUUCUAAUCAAUUUAUUAUUGAUUGUGAUUCAAUUGAAACAAAACAACAAUUAAUGGAAAAACCAUUAAAAUUCAAUUUAGAUAAUCAUUCAAUUACAAUAGACUUACAUUCCUAUGAUGAAGAUAUUCAAAGAGAAUAUGAUAAAUUUAUUAAAGCAGAAAAAUAUCGAGAAUUAAUUAAAAAUCAUGAUGAUGCAGUGAAAAGAAUACCGAUAAAAAAAUAA
Messenger RNA from Adineta steineri, 1440 nucleotides. The record is from the annotation of a GenBank genome assembly. Lineage: Eukaryota; Metazoa; Rotifera; Eurotatoria; Adinetida; Adinetidae.